Molecule: messenger RNA, 741 nt
Organism: Drosophila elegans
Lineage: Eukaryota; Metazoa; Arthropoda; Insecta; Diptera; Drosophilidae
Gene: SdhD
Product: succinate dehydrogenase [ubiquinone] cytochrome b small subunit, mitochondrial
Exons: 4
Coding region: 96-650 (184 amino acids)
Biological process (GO): mitochondrial electron transport, succinate to ubiquinone; tricarboxylic acid cycle
Cellular component (GO): mitochondrial envelope; membrane
Molecular function (GO): heme binding; ubiquinone binding
Source: RefSeq, a predicted model, not a curated record
GUUGUUAAUUUCUAAGUCAAAUCGGCCAAAACGUCUCACGGAGCAAUAGAGUUUUUAUUUUGAGCUGAAAAUUCUCAAUCUCUACACAUCCCAAAAUGUCCCUCUCGCUGGUUCUGCGUGGCGCUCUACGUUGCAAUGCCGUAAAUCUCGUCAAGUCGGCCCGCAUCACGCCCCUGAAGAGCUACUCCACUUUGGUGGCCAAUGCCCAGCGUCGGGCGGUUGUCCAGCCCCUGUCUCUGGCCAAGAUUGCUGCACCCGUUGUACGCCGUGAGAUCUCCGCGAGUGCUCCCCGCAUGGCCUCCGCCGAAUCGAGUCACACUCUGCUGUGGACCGUGGAGCGCGUUGUGUCCGCCGGUCUGCUGGCUAUCAUCCCAGCCGCCUUCAUCGCCCCAUCCCAGGUAUUGGACGCCCUGCUGGCCGUCUCCGUCGUCAUCCACACCCAUUGGGGCGUUGAGGCCAUGGUGGUCGACUACAUGCGGCCAUCUGUCGUGGGCAAUGUCCUGCCCAAAGUGGCCCACAUUGCGCUGAUCGUCAUCUCGGUGGCCACUCUGGGCGGUCUUUUCUACUUCAUCCAGAACGACGUGGGUCUGGCCAACGGCAUCAAACGCUUCUGGGCCAUCAAGGGCAAGGAUGCCGAGAAGAAGGCUUAGAAGUCAAGAGCAACUAGUUGACGAACCACGAAACACCAGUUAUUUAUUCAUAGUUUCGCGAUAAGCAGUAAAUAAACAAUUGUAAAAAGAA